Messenger RNA from Vigna unguiculata (cowpea), 1303 nucleotides. Its product is annotated as heat stress transcription factor B-3-like. The record is from RefSeq and is a predicted model, not a curated record. Lineage: Eukaryota; Viridiplantae; Streptophyta; Magnoliopsida; Fabales; Fabaceae. Gene Ontology annotation, cellular component: nucleus. Gene Ontology annotation, molecular function: DNA-binding transcription factor activity; RNA polymerase II cis-regulatory region sequence-specific DNA binding. Gene Ontology annotation, biological process: regulation of transcription by RNA polymerase II.
UCUUACGUUUCAACUAUUUAUUCAUUGUGAGAAAGGUUUCCAUAGCCAAGCAAAAUCAAUUCAGCUCUUGCAAUUCUCAUGAACUGUGGAGUCGUGUUGGGUUUCUAUUGUUGGGGUUGGGAGUUCUUAACUGCCCUUCUUCUCUUCUCUUCUUAUCAAUCUUAUUGAUCUUUCCUUUCUCUUCUUACACUUUUUCUCAUUCAAGGAAAAAAAUUACCCAUCUUUCUUUUUAGACAAAAAUAGAACAAUACAACAAAAUGGAAAUAAAAGAUAAUAAAGGAUUGUUGUUGGGAGGAGGAAGAAAGUGCACUCCGCCGCCGUUUUUGCUGAAGACCUACAUGCUUGUGGAGGAUCCGGCUACCGACAACGUCGUCUCGUGGAAUGCCGACGGGACGGCAUUUGUGGUGUGGCAGCCGGCGGAGUUUGCACGUGAUCUCCUCCCAACACUCUUCAAGCACAGCAACUUCUCCAGCUUUGUGCGCCAGCUAAAUACUUAUGGUUUUCGUAAGGUUGCAACAAGUAGAUGGGAGUUUCUGAAUGAGAAGUUCAAGAAAGGUGAAAGAGAAGAGCUAUGUGAGAUUCGGAGAAGAAAAGCUUGGAGCAACAACAAGCAACAAGGAAAUGUAGGAAACCAAGUGACAGGUCAAGAUUCUGAUGAAGAUCAAAGGUCGUCAUCAACUUCAUCGUAUUGUGGGUACAGUAAUCUGGUGGAUGAAAACAAGAGGCUUAAGAAGGAGAAUGGGGUGCUGAACUGUGAGCUGAGGAGCAUGAAAAGAAAGUGCAAGGAGCUUCUUGAUUUGGUGGCCAAAUAUUCAUCAGAUGAUGCAGACGAGAAGGAAGAAGAUGAAAGGCCAAUGCUGUUUGGAGUGAGGUUAGAGGUUGAAGGAGGGAUGGAGAUGAAGAGGAAUAGAACUGAGAUCACUGAAAGCGCAAGCAUUAUGCUGUCUCAGUCAUGCAAAUAGAUAUAUGUAGAACCUUAAAAGUGUUUCAGAAUAGAUUAUAUACUGAAAAGGAAUAAUCAUAAAUUUGAUUAGUUAGUUAGGAUUAUUGAAAAAGAGUGGUAGAUUUGUAGUUUCUUUGGAUAUCAUGGAACAACCGAAGACACCCUCAAGCAUAUAUGUUGUAAUUAUGUAAUGUGAUUUAGGAAGAUGACACAACUAAAAUAGGCUCAAGAGAGGCCAUUAAUUAGUUUAUUGCUGUGGGAGAAUAAACAAAAAGUGUUCUGUAAUUGUAUAAAAAAUGGUCUUCUUCUUCACUCCCCAUGAAAUCCACUGUUACUUCAUGUCACUGUUACAUUUCGAAA